AUGCUCCUCUGGAUGCUGGUCAUCACCUUUGCUGCAGCCCUUAAAGGUUCCCUUUCCCCAAUAAAGAUGGUGGCAUCUGGUCCCAAGGAGGGGAAAGUGUCUGGAUCACUCCCACUCACCUGUACUGUAACAGGAACACCUCUGGAUAGCCCUCGAUAUGACUGGAAUUGUGUCCGUCAGGCCCCAGGAGGGGAGCUGCAAUUUCUAGGUUGGAUCUAUCCUUUUGGAAAUAACACAGGCUAUGCCCCACCCUUCCAAGGCCGAGUCACCAUCUCUGCAGAUAAAGACAAAAACAAGAUCUCCCUGCAGCUGCAUGACCUUACAGCCUUAGACACAGCCACCUAUUUCUGUGCCAGACAGCAUGGGCUAGGCAGGCGUGGUGUGGCAACAGACAAGCUUGUAUUCGGAGCUGGGAUCACUUUUUCAGUUGAGCCAAGUAAUCAAGAAGAAGCUUCUCCAGAAGUCAUUGUACUUAAAUCAAAGGAACUCAAACAGUAUGACAACAAACUGAACAUGGCUUGUUUGGCAAGGACUUUCUACCCUAAGAGCAUCAGCCUUGAUGUGCCCGAGAGUGACAUUUCAUAUGAUCUGAAGGCCCCUGUUGUCACAUCUGAGGGGUUGUAUAGUACUAUGAAGGUAACUCGAGUGAAACCAGAUGCAAAGGUGACCUGUAAGGCUAUGCACAAGGGCAACAAGACUACAGCCAGCAUAAUUCUGCCAGAUGAAAAAACUGAAGAGUUUGAAACAGCUAUUGCUUGCAAUGUUACAGAUGCCUCUACAAAAGAUGUCAAAACGGAGAAAGUGAAUAUGCUGUUCAUAUCUGUUUUGUUUUUGAGAGUCCUGCUGGCAAAAAGCAUCGCUUUCAAUACAAUCAUGAGUGUCAAGCUGUUUCUCUGCUGA
Athene cunicularia (burrowing owl) is the source of this 900-nucleotide messenger RNA. Its product is annotated as immunoglobulin delta heavy chain-like. Lineage: Eukaryota; Metazoa; Chordata; Aves; Strigiformes; Strigidae. Gene Ontology annotation, cellular component: external side of plasma membrane; blood microparticle; immunoglobulin complex, circulating. The coding region runs from base 1 to 900 and encodes 299 amino acids. Gene Ontology annotation, molecular function: immunoglobulin receptor binding; antigen binding. The record is from RefSeq and is a predicted model, not a curated record. The transcript has 8 exons. Gene Ontology annotation, biological process: defense response to bacterium; innate immune response; complement activation, classical pathway.